AUGAAACACCUUAUUGCAUCUUCCUUCCUUGUGGUCUUCUUCCUAACCCCAUCUCUGGCCCUGAUGAACAUCAGUGACAGCCAUCCUCUGGAUGGCUCUGUUGGGACCCAAAGCAUCCAUGUCAAUGCCUUCCGAGGUAUGGUCAGCAUCCGAGACAACAAUGUUUUGAGUGAAUGGGACGGAAUCUUGGACUACAAGAAUGCCCUCUUGGCAGCUAAGCUGUUUAGCAAGAUGGCCUGUGUCCUGGCCAAGAUGGACCAAGCUGUCUUCCCAACUUUGGAUGACAUUAGCAAGGCCCUGGACCACCAGGCUUUAGAGCAUUAUCCAUCCACUCACGGCCUGACCUACACUGUUUUACCCAGCCGGGUUAAGAACUUGGCCCAGUAUGGAAUGCCCAUCAAGGACAUGUGUCGCAACGUCCCCACCUACUUUGCCCAGCAGCAAAAAGAAGGUACUGCCCUUGCAAUUGACCCCAAUUCCUGUUUCGAAGUCCAACUUCUGUCCUUUAUGGGACUCUCCAUCUGUGGUGACAUUGCUGGGCUCUGA
Molecule: messenger RNA, 546 nt
Organism: Diceros bicornis minor
Lineage: Eukaryota; Metazoa; Chordata; Mammalia; Perissodactyla; Rhinocerotidae
Product: gastrokine-3-like
Exons: 6
Coding region: 1-546 (181 amino acids)
Biological process (GO): regulation of cell population proliferation
Source: RefSeq, a predicted model, not a curated record